CAGAAAGAAAAGUUGUUGGGAAAAAUCGUCCCGUGAAUGUUGAGCAUUUUUUGCGGAUUUUACUGUUUAAUUUCGUGUUUAUUCCUAAUUGUAGAGGCUUUUUCGUUGUAGAAAGCGUUUAGUAAAGAUGGAGGUAAAUCUCGAUGAGCUGACGAACGACGAGCUACGGGUCCAGUUGUUGAAGCACGGUAUGGCGAACCUGCCAGUAACGAGCACCACCCGCAAGGUUUUGUUGAAAAAGCUAAAGAACCAUCUUGAAACCAACGCCGGCACUGGCACGCCCACGAAGGGUCGACGCGAAACGAUCAACAUAGCCCGGUACUCCUCCGAUGAGGACGGUAACGAGUCGGUUAAUACCGUCGCCAAAAAAACUCCGGCCAAAAAGGAAGCGGCCAACAACCGUCGAGCUACUUUUGCAGGCGCAGCUCCGAAACCGGCCAAACCGAUACCUGUACCAGUUCAGCCAGCCGCAAAGAAGCUACCGGAUGUAACGGUGACGGCUGAUAUGGAACCCGAGGUCGGAUCGAAACGCAAAUCUGGCCGCAUAACGCCGCUAAAGGGAAGGAUGGGCAGCGAUUCCGCUCGAAGCAGCACUCCGGCCAAGAUCAAUAGCGCGGAAGUGGCUGCCCUUCUUGAGGAUUCCGACGACGACAUGAUGCUGUUAUCGCAGCUGUCUCGUCGUGAUCGCAAAUCGAAAAGUCCUUCGCUGACGCGGGCCGAUACGGUGACGACAUCGUAUAUCAAUCAGCAGGGAAGGAUGGGCAGCACACCGGCCAAGCUCAACAGCGCGGAAGUGGCGGCCUUUCUCGAGGAUGCCGACGAAGACAUGAUCCCGUUAACGCAGCUGUCUCGUCGUGAUCGCAAAUCGAAAAGUCCUUCGCUGACGCGGGCCGAUAUGGUGACGACAUCCUACAUUCAUCAGCAGAUAUCGCAGCAGCCACCGAUCUUGGAAGAGAUGGAAGUCGAUACGGAAAAGUCGGAACUAGAAACGAUCGUUUUGGACGAUGAUGUGGAGAUUGUAGAGGCUCCUUUCCAGUUACCUGCUGCAUCGGCUGCCCCUUCCGUCGUUAAAGAGGCCCUGUACAAUCGAACAACCAGCGCUACAGUUGCUGGUGGCUCGCAUCGAACGUACGAAUCAGCAGCGGCACGACGUACGCCCACAGAGGAUCCAUACUCGGACCUGGCACACUUUAAGCCUCGCAGUACCAGCAGCGUUAGUGGCACGAUGGCUUCCACAAGACCGACACCCAACAUCACAUCGUCAACUUAUCGCACCACCACGGCCACCGUUCGCGACGAUCCGCCAUUCAACCCCAGCGACUCACCGUAUCUCAGCGAGUUCACCAAGCGGCUCUCCCGUUUACGAGCUGAAACAGUCCAGCUCGGUGAUGGCGGUGGAAGCCGCGAAUCACCCUCGCGUCGGACGACGAUGCAUAUGGGCGAUCCGGAGUUGGUUAAGAUGCGGUUGCGAUACCCGGAGGAGGCUAAACCUACUCGAUUCUCUACAGUUGCCACCACGAACACAGCAGGCGGGAAAAACAUCCGUGCGUCCGCUCGUCAAAGCCUACUUGCACUGGAUCAGAAGUACGCGAUCAAAAAGAUAUUCUACACGAUCAUGGUCCUGCUGGUGGUGAUCUUUCUGUUUGUAUUUUUCUUCCUUUAAAACCACCCUGCAUUUUAACUAUGCUCUAGCAUUUCAAUACUAAACAAUUGUUCAAUUGUCCUGUUCAUUACUUUUUUCUCACUCAUUUGCUUUGUAAUAAACUGCAAUUCAAGAA
Molecule: messenger RNA, 1778 nt
Organism: Anopheles aquasalis
Lineage: Eukaryota; Metazoa; Arthropoda; Insecta; Diptera; Culicidae
Product: otefin
Source: RefSeq, a predicted model, not a curated record